GGAAAUGUAAAAUCAUUUUUAUUUAUUUAUUUUUAAUGGAGUCAGUCUGGAGAGCGGCUCGUUGUGGACGUCAUGUGUAUGGAGGUUAUAUCCAGCUGUUGCACUUGCGCGAAUCGUUACCUUUAAGAUGCUCGAGGGAUAAAGCCUCGUUUUAGCUAAACCCGACACCAUUUUAGCGAUGAGUUAAGACGAGCGCCGUCCGGAUCGUCUGGCUGCGCGUGUCCGUGGACUAAACCAGACGUAGAUGUGUCUUUUCCGGGCGACCUGGACGGAUUAACCCACUGAUUCUAUAAAUGUCGGAUUUCAUUAUUUGUCGGCCUACCGAGAAGUGGCGGCGGCGGGGGCGAGAGGGACGGCUCGGCACGAGACGGGGUCCGCGAGGAGGGUGCACGCACCAAAUACUUUCCCUUUAAAGCAGAGAGGGACAGAGGGGGUGAAGAGGAGAUAAAAAAAAAGAAAAGGAAGAAAGACUGAGAGGGAGGGAGGGCGAGAGGGAGCGAGUUUGAAAAAAAAGAAAGAUGUCAUCCUACCGAUGGAAACACCGAGGCGGAGCCACGCACCGCGGCUGACUGGGAGCCCUCUAUUGAGGGAACGAGCUGUACGCAACGCCGAGGCUUGGAUGCCGCCACUGCGGCCUUUUCGGAGCUACCGAGAAUAAAUUACUCUUGAACAGCUGCUGACCAUGAUUGGCACGUUCCGACUGCUCAUCUGCAUUAAAAUAAUCUCUAAUUUGCAUGCAAUCCACUAAUUUAGUUUAAAGUAGACAUAAGCAAAUUGAAUUAAAAAGGCACCAUGAAAGCAAGCAUGAUAACCAUUUUGUCGCAUUUACAAAAAGCCUCCUCUUAAAGCCUGUUUACCGCCACCAGAUUACCAUGUCAAUUCAGAACUCCUAACUACCAAGAAGUGUCCGUUUAUUAAGCUGAUUUUCGUCCUGCGUCGACAUAUUUUUCCACUAAAUAAGCCGAGCAGGUAGAGAAAAGCGACGCAGGCCUCAGGUUGUUUUUAUAGCAGCUCUCCGAGCUUUUCUCCCCGGCCUCCGUCGCCCUCCUCCUCCUUCUCCUCUUUGGUCCCAGGCGGGGUCGUUCUCAGCCCCUCAGGAUGGAUACCUCCUGGAGUAAUUUCCUCUUUCAGAUGAACUUCUGGACUGUUAAUCCAGAUGUUGUCGAACUGUUGCAGACGACGCCGACUCAGAGCCAACCUGAAACGCCUCUUCAGUCCGAGCUGCUGCCCGAGCUGACCGGCCCGGCUCAGAGUCCUCCGUCAGAGCAUAUCGUGACGCCGCCGUCCACCGUCGACACUGCCGCCCUUAGCGAGGAGCCCCUGCCCGUCAAACCAGUCACCAAGCCGGGUCGGCCGGCCCACAUCUGCGCCACAUGCAACAAGGAAUUCAAGAACAGCUACAACUUGCGGCGCCACCAGUCCGUGCACACGGGCAUCAAGAUGAAGGACCGGCUGGCGCGAGAAAAGGAGGAGGCAGGGAAGGUGGGACGGGUGGAGAAGCAGACCAUCCCCCUGUCCCUCCUCCAGCUCACCCUGCCCACACAGCCUCCCCCUCCUGACCCCACUGCCGUUACUGAGAUCCUCCCCCAUCCUGUUCAGCACACUAACCAGGAGGGCCAGCCAGUCUCUGUGUCCAUCGCCCCGGCAACCGUAACCAUGGCUGCACCACCUCAACCCAUCCAGGCAGCUGUGGUUGUUGUUGGGUCCAUGGAGCAGAAUCCCAACCCCAUCCCUAACACCAACCAGGUGAGGAAGAACCACGCCUGCGAGGCCUGCGGGAAAGCCUUCAGAGACGUCUACCACCUCAACCGCCACCGGCUGUCCCACUCGGACGAGAAGCCGUACUCCUGCCCCAUCUGCCAGCAGCGCUUCAAGAGGAAAGACAGGAUGAGUUACCACGUGCGCUCUCACCAAGGCGGCGUGGAGAAACCCUACAUCUGUCCACACUGCGCCAAGGCCUUCUCCAGGCCUGACCACCUCAACAGUCAUGUCCGACAGGUGCACUCUACAGAGAGACCCUUCAAGUGCACGACGUGCACGUCAGCCUUCGCCACGCGGGACCGUCUCCGUGCACAUCUGAUUCGUCACGAGGAGAAGGUUCCGUGUCACAUCUGCGGGAAGCUGCUGUCGGCCGCGUACAUCACCGACCACAUGAGGGUUCACAACCAGUCGCAGCAUCACACCUGCCACCUCUGCAACCGCAGCUUCACCACCCUCACCUACCUGCGUGUGCAUGCUCAGAAGCACCACGGCCAGGAGUGGAAGGAGAGCGGCGGGGUGCGGGGAGGCUUCGGUGGGACAGGGGCUGGCGGCGUGCUGCUCUGCCAGCUGUGUGGGGUGCAGUGCAAGACGGCCACGCAGCUCCAGGGUCACAUGGGCACCCACGCCCAGCAGGGCGAGCCCAGCCCCGACCUCACGAGCGCGGGGCCCGUAGGCACCACCAGCGUGGCCGUCUCUGUGUCCAGUGCGAGCACAGUUGGACUGUUGGUUACUGACUGCUCCAGCAUCGCCCCCCAGCCCCACAGCUAGCACGC
This is a messenger RNA of Melanotaenia boesemani (Boeseman's rainbowfish), 2534 nucleotides long. RefSeq names its product myc-associated zinc finger protein (gene maza). Gene Ontology annotation, biological process: regulation of transcription by RNA polymerase II. Gene Ontology annotation, molecular function: DNA-binding transcription activator activity, RNA polymerase II-specific; RNA polymerase II cis-regulatory region sequence-specific DNA binding. Gene Ontology annotation, cellular component: nucleus. The transcript has 7 exons. Bases 1099 to 2529 code for a protein of 476 amino acids. Lineage: Eukaryota; Metazoa; Chordata; Actinopteri; Atheriniformes; Melanotaeniidae. The record is from RefSeq and is a predicted model, not a curated record.